CAAAAUUGGUAAUGGGCGAUUCACAGAGAAAACCAAGAUGGUGGUCCGGCGGAGUCUGCUCCGCUAUUGCAGUAACCACCACACAUCCAUUGGAUUUGGUCAAGGUUCAGCUGCAGACGGCGGUCGACAAAGCACCAGUGUCAGUGAUCGUAUCCAAUAUAUUUAAAAAGGCCGGCAUUCUUGGAUUUUAUAGCGGCAUUUCCGCCUCGUGGUUCCGUCAGCUGACCUAUACCACGACUCGGUUCGCACUCUACGAAUGGGGCAAGCAGUUUGUGGAUGCGAAUAAUGUGAGUGCCAAGGUCCAGCUGGCCACGUUUGCGGGAAUAGUGGGCGGAAUAGUGGGCGUGCCCGGCGAUGUGGUGACGGUUCGUUUACAGAACGAUAUUAAAAUGCCGCCAGAAAAGCGUCGUGGUUAUAAGCACGUUUUUGAUGGUCUCUACCGGAUUCAAAAGGAAGAGGGCGUUCGGAGCUUAUUUCGAGGCACUGUGCCCGCCGUAACGCGUGCCGUAUUGCUUACAAUCGGAACCAAUGCCGCCUACGACCAAGUCAAGCAAAUUCUGAAAGGCACUAUUGAAUUGAAAGAUGGCCUACCUCUGCAUUUUCUCACCUCGUCCAUUGCCGGCUGCAUUGGUACGCUACUUACCCAGCCCAUCGAUGUUAUUAAGACUAGAUAUAUGAACGCAAAGCCGGGCGAAUUCAGUGGCAUUGGAGCUGUAGUUGUCAGCAUUGCCAAGCAGGGACCUUUUGCGUUCUACAAAGGCUUCAUUCCAGCGCUGUUGCGGGUCAGUCCAAAUACGAUUAUAACAUUUAUGCUCUAUGAGCAGGCGCGCAUACGCUUCGGCUACUUGCCAGAGGAAGAAAAGAAGAAGAGUUCGUAGAAAGCCCAAUUUAAGCAAUAAAAUUGAAAUAGUUCAUUAUUAUUUAUUUUCAUUAA
This is a messenger RNA of Scaptodrosophila lebanonensis, 934 nucleotides long. It is a transcript of the gene Dic3, whose product is annotated as mitochondrial dicarboxylate carrier. Gene Ontology annotation, biological process: oxaloacetate transport; phosphate ion transmembrane transport; succinate transmembrane transport. The record is from RefSeq and is a predicted model, not a curated record. Gene Ontology annotation, molecular function: thiosulfate transmembrane transporter activity; sulfate transmembrane transporter activity; antiporter activity. Lineage: Eukaryota; Metazoa; Arthropoda; Insecta; Diptera; Drosophilidae. The coding region runs from base 12 to 878 and encodes 288 amino acids. The transcript is spliced from 3 exons.